AUUGCGACACUCACGUGGAAAGGGUUACCACUAUAAAGUGGGCCCGGGGUUCAGUAGGAUCUUGGGUCAAUUUGUUGUGUGUAUGAUACUCGUUAUUAUGAAAAGUUAUGAAUUCGUGGCGCAAAAAGACGCCACUGGAGUGGCAGAGAUACGUCAAUAACGAAGUGAAAGUGGUAGCGGACGAAAAGCGGCUGUAUCGAGGCUGGGUUUAUACGGUGGACCCGGUGUCAGCAAGUAUUGUCCUGGUGAAUCCCCAGGAGGACGGCAGGGCACACGUCACGGUGGUGAUGGGUCACGCCGUGGAUGAGGUGGAGCUGCUGCAGGAAGGCGGCGAGGAGAUGGCGCAGAGACUGUCCUCCCUGUUCUCACCAGAUGGCGUGCAGACCGUGAGCACGGAGGAACUGCAGAGCAAAAAAGGGUGUCUACGCGCUUGGCUGGAGAAAAACCGCAUUCCGGUGUCGGAAGAAGGGGAGGCCCUGUGCGUGGCGGGGGUGCUCCGCAUAAACCCACCGUACGGAUCAGCCGAUUGCAUCAGCUCCAAUGAGAUCAUUCUGUCCCGAGUGCAGAGCCUAGUGGAAAGUAAUCCUGGAACACAGGGUUAGACAUUGUUCGGUGCAACACUGUCGAUUUAACAAAGGAUUUUUUCCGAUUAAAAUGUUCUUUCUAAAUAAGCUUUCUUAAGGAAUUUAUGAUUUGAGUAAAGUUGAAGUGCAUUCAGUAAUCGUGUUUUUUGAAUGACGUCGAUCUUGGUCUUUUUGUGGGCUUUUGCCAGAUGAAAUGGCUUUUCUAAUAAAACUAAGGAAUUUUAUAA
Molecule: messenger RNA, 811 nt
Organism: Brienomyrus brachyistius
Lineage: Eukaryota; Metazoa; Chordata; Actinopteri; Osteoglossiformes; Mormyridae
Gene: gemin6
Product: gem (nuclear organelle) associated protein 6
Exons: 2
Coding region: 108-602 (164 amino acids)
Biological process (GO): spliceosomal snRNP assembly; spliceosomal complex assembly
Cellular component (GO): nucleus; SMN complex
Source: RefSeq, a predicted model, not a curated record